Messenger RNA from Microtus oregoni (creeping vole), 3648 nucleotides. Its product is annotated as guanylate-binding protein 6-like. The transcript has 11 exons. The record is from RefSeq and is a predicted model, not a curated record. Bases 179 to 2089 code for a protein of 636 amino acids. NCBI's taxonomy places the organism in Eukaryota, Metazoa, Chordata, Mammalia, Rodentia, Cricetidae. Gene Ontology annotation, molecular function: GTPase activity; GTP binding. Gene Ontology annotation, biological process: defense response to protozoan; defense response to Gram-positive bacterium.
CAUAUUGGCUCAGAUAACAGGGCUCUGAUGCCUUUACUUUCAGUUUCCUUUCUGCUGCAGCCUGUGAUGCUCUCAGCAGUGUGUGUGUGGUGGACUCCCAGAGAGAGCAGCAGAGGAGCAGAGGCAGGGAAGCAGAGGCGAGUCUGAAGCAGCUGAGACCUGCUCUUGCACCUGUGGGAUGGGGACCAAAUUCUUCUUGCAGAUUCUUCUAGGUUGGCAAGUUGCCAUGAUCGGAUCCCAAAUGAUGGCUCCCAUUUGUCUGGUGGAAAACCAGAAGGACUGGCUGUCUGUGAACCCAAAAGCCAUCGAGAUUCUGAACAAGAUUUCCCAGCCAGUGGUAGUUGUGGCUGUUGUUGGAUUGUACCGUACAGGGAAGUCCUACCUGAUGAACCGUCUGUUAGGACAGAAUCACGGCUUCCCUCUGGGCUCCACUGUGCAGUCUGAAACCAAGGGCAUCUGGAUGUGGUGUGUGCCACAUCCCACCAAGCCAAAGCACACCCUAGUUCUUCUGGAUACUGAGGGCCUGGGUGAUGUGGAAAAGGUUGACCCUACGAAUGACUCGUGGAUCUUUGCCCUGGCUGUGCUUCUGAGCAGCACCUUUGUCUACAACAGCUUGGGCACCAUCAACCACCAGGCCCUGGAGCAGCUGCAUUACGUCACAGAACUCACUGAGCUGAUCAGGACAAAGUCUUCCUCAAGUCCUGAUGGAAUCAAGAAUUCCACAGAGUUUGUGAGUUUCUUCCCAGACUUCAUCUGGACUGUUCGGGAUUUUACCCUGGAGCUGAAGUUAGAUGGAAAGAGCAUCACAGAGGACGAGUACCUGGAGAAUGCACUGAAGCUGAUCCCAGGCAAUAGUACCAGAAUCCAAGCAUCCAAUCUGCCCAGGGAGUGCAUCAGACGUUUCUUCCCUAAACGGAAGUGUUUUGUCUUUGAUCGGCCAACAAAUGACAAAGAACUGUUAUGCAAAAUUGAGACUAUCUCAGAAGACCAACUGGAUCCUAAGUUCCAGGAACAAAUGAGGGCUUUUGUUUCUUACAUCUUCACCGAGGCAAAGAUCAAGACACUCAGAGAGGGAAUUAAGGUCACCGGGAAUCGACUGGGGACUCUGGUGACGACCUACGUGGAUGCCAUCAACAGUGGAGCUGUGCCUUGUCUGGAUGAUGCGGUGACAACUCUGGCCCAGCGUGAGAACUCAGCAGCUGUGCAGAAGGCAGCUGAGCACUACAGUGAACAGAUGGGCCAGCGACUGAGGCUCCCCACAGACACGCUCCAGGAGCUGCUGGAUGUGCACACAGCCUGUGAGAAGGAAGCCAUUGCUGUCUUCAUGGAGCACUCCUUCAAGGAUGAAAACCAGCAAUUCCAGAAGAAGCUGUUGGAGUUAAUAGAUGAGAAGAAAAGCAAGUUCAUAUCGAAGAAUGAAGAAGCAUCAGAUCAAUACUGCCAGGAAGAACUCAAUCGGCUUUCAAAGGCUUUUAUAGAAAAUAUUUCAACAUUUUUUGUUCCUGGAGGACACAGGCUCUACAUGCAAAUGAGGAAGAAGAUUGAGCAUGACUAUUGGCAGGUGCCCCGAAAAGGGAAGAAGGCAAGUGAAGUCUUCCAGAGAUUUCUGAAGUCACAGGCCACCAUCGAGAGUUCCAUUCUGCAGGCAGAUACAGCCCUCACUGCUGGGGAGAAGGCCAUUGCAGAGGAGCGGGCCCAGAAGGAGGCAGCAGAGAAGGAGCAAGACCUGCUUAGACAGAAGCAGAAGGAGCAGCAGCAACUGAUGGAGGCUCAAGAAAGAAGUCACAAGGAAAACCUCGAACAACUGAGAAUGAAGCUGGUGCAGGAGAGAGAGCAGCUCAUCAGAGACCAGGAAAAGAUGCUGGAGAAGCAGCUGCAGGAUCAAAAGGCUUUGCUUGAAGAAGGAUUUAAGAAGAAAUCUGAGGAAAUGAGUGGAGAAAUAGAGCGAUUGAAUUCUAACCUCAAAGAUAUGAAGGAAAACAGUGGUUCCAUUUUAGAGAAUAUUCUAAAAGAAUUUGCUAAAGCAAUCUGUGGUCCUUUUUUCUUGAUCAUGGACAUUAUAAAUGGCCUUACCUCAUCAUUUAAAUAGGAUUUAUUUAAAUAUUUUUUUAAAAGUCUUCUUUGGAUGAAAUGAUGAUCCUUGAAUAUAUACUUUGUCUUUCUUUGAAGCUUCAUGUUUUCAUUUUCAUUCGGCCAACUAAACAGAAGAGUGUUGAUUAGAGACAUCUGUGCCUCACCUGCAGUGCAUAGAACAUAUGUGCACACGUUUGCACAAUGUUUGCUUUUAGGGGACAAAUUUUGAAAGCAUUCGUAUGAAAGUGAUGUGAUUAGUCAUUGUACACUGUGACAGUUACUGUUGGCCAACUUGACUGGGUAUAGAAUCACCUAGGACACAAGCUCUUCUGCACUCUGAGGACCAUCUUAUCUAGGUUAGCUUGGGGGGCAUCAUCUCAGGUAACUAUGGUAGGAAACCUACCCCAUGGGUGGGUAGCACCAUCCCUCUGGACUUGGGACCUAGUUACAAAGUAAAAGAAAGCUGGACACUAACGUCUAUCACUUGUGACAUACUGACGGGAUGCCAUGUGAUCAACCAGCCCCCAGUUCUUUCUGCAUGCCUUCUCUACCAUGCUAAAUAUAUCAUUUGCAGCCAUGAGCCCGAACAAACCUUUUUUUUUUCUUAAGUUGCUUUUGUUGGGGUAUUUUGUCAUUGAUAGCUGGUGUAGGAGGUUCUUCUGUCUAUGUGUUGCUCUCGUUGGUAUAAUAAAGAAACUGCCUUGGCCUUUUGAUAGGGUAGAACUUAGAUAGGUAGAAUAGACCGAACUAAAUUCUGGGAAGAAAGGCAGUGUGGCAGACACCAUGAAGCUCCUGCCUGAGACCGAUGCUGGCUAGAAUCUUUCCCAGAAAGCCAUGACCUCAUGAUGAUACACAGAUUGGUGGAAAUGGGUUAGAUUAGGAUGUGAAAGUUAGCCAAGAAGAGGCUAGAUAUAAUGGGCCAGGCAGUAAUUUAAUUAAUAAAAUUUUCUGUGUGGUUAUUUCAGAGGUUAAGCCAGGACGCAGCCCACUCUUUCUACAACAGAUAGUGUUGUAAUGGUGAUAAAUUUGGAAACUACUUAAACAUCAUUGAAUAAGAUUGGUAACAAAUUUUAAUGUCUUGAUCCUGAGUUACUAUAUAGCCAAGAAACAAAUGUCAGUCAAGCUUCCUGUAUACUAACGUAAAUUCAGCUUGAAGAUUUCUUAUAAAAUAAAGUGGAAACUCCAUGUUAUAGUGUGAUUGGUAUUACAGAUGCUCCUAUCCCAUGCAAAUGCACAGGAGCACAGAUCAGCUGCCUCCGGAAGAUUAAUGGGAUACCCGAUCCUUUGGUUUCAUCUCUGGAGAACAAAUUGGAAUCAAAAGUUGAAGGGACACAUGUAUUUCUUUAUGUACUAGUCUUUUAGGUUUUAUUAAGGAUGCUGGGAAAAUAGUAUGUUUGCAUUUUAAAUGGGUGAUAAAGGAAAAUGCACUAUCAUUUGAUGGCAUCUCUGUUUCUAGAAACAGCAGAAGCUUUCAGAAGAUAGCUAACAUGAGGACUUGAUUGCCAGGAAGCAAAAUGUUGGCACAUUAAUGAUGUUUUUCCUUUGAGGCUUUUAAUAAAAAUAAUUUAUAUAACA